GUAGACAUUGUUGCUAUAGCGAUCGCUAUAAGAGAUCAAAUUGAAGCAUUCAGGCCGUACAUAAGCAUGAUACAGGCUCUUCGAAAUCCAGGAAUGAAGACCCGAGAUUUUGAGGAACUUAGCAAGCAAACUGGCAUACAAAUAGCGCUCACACCGACAUUAACUUUUAAAAAUUUAGUGGUUCUCGGCGUAAUGAAUUUCGAAGAAAUUAUAAAAAGUGUUGCGGACGCAGCAGCGAAAGAAUAUUUGAUAGAAGACACACUAAGUAAAAUAAUAGCUGAAUGGAAAACUAUUACAAUGGACAUUAUUCCUUACAAAACUACAAGUACAUACAUAAUGAAAGUCUCUGAUGAUGUUCUUAUUCUCUUGGAUGAUGACAUACUUAACAUUCAGCAAAUUAGUUUUAGUCCUUACAAAGCUGCCUUUGAAACUCAAAUUAUUGAUUGGGAAAUUAAAUUAAGAUUAAUUCAAGAAGUAAUCACAUUGUGGAUUGAAGUGCAAAAGUAACAAUUCUUAGCUUUUACUGGCUAUUGUAUGUUUAGAUAUUUUAUAUAUUAAUUUAAUAUGAUAUAUAUACAGGCAGUGGAUGUAUCUGGAACCAAUAUUUUCGUCUAAAACUAUUAACCGACAGUUACCCGUGGAAUCACGGCAAUUUAAUACAAUGGAAUGCAGCUGGAGGCGCAUCAUGAAAAACGCGUACGAGUACUCACAUGUAUGCAAAAUAUUUUAUUAUUUAAUUUGUUAACUUUCUAGAUCAUUCAUUCUCUAAAUAAAACCUCACUGGAAAUAAAUGCGUUGCUCUAAUAAUACGUUCAAACAUAAAAUUCAAUUUUCAAGCUUAAGAGACAAACAAAAACAUUAAAUCAAUUUAAAAAAUUUUUAAAUAAAUAAGCAGCGAUAAUUAAUUAUUCUGUAAAGCGAUGUAUAUUGUCAGAUUAAUUAUAUUUGCGCAUUUUGCGAUAAAUAAACUUUAUUUUACUUACUAUACAGAUAAUUAUAACGUGCCCGGAUAAAAUAUUGUUCG
Molecule: messenger RNA, 1024 nt
Organism: Ooceraea biroi (clonal raider ant)
Lineage: Eukaryota; Metazoa; Arthropoda; Insecta; Hymenoptera; Formicidae
Product: dynein heavy chain 1, axonemal-like
Biological process (GO): microtubule-based movement
Cellular component (GO): dynein complex
Molecular function (GO): dynein intermediate chain binding; dynein light intermediate chain binding
Source: RefSeq, a predicted model, not a curated record